ACGAUUGGAUGGGCAAGGCAAUGAGCGAGUCCCCCAGUUCUCAUAGAGUUUGACCUCACUUGAAUUGAAAUGGCGGAUCCAGCGCUCCACCAAACCCAACCCAUCCAAGAAAUUGCCAUAGACUACACUCCAGAAGCAUGCACACAUUGUGUUGACACAAACUCCAUCACUCUCACCUACGACCACCGUGGAGGUGCUAGGUGGCGCUCCACCACUCGCUUCCUUUAUGGCACAUUCAGCUCCCUCAUCCAAUGCGCCAAAGGUAACACAAGCGGCCUCAAUUUCAACAUUUAUCUCUCCUCCUUAGAAGGUGACAAAUCUCAAGAUGAGAUCGACUUUGAAUUCCUUGGCAAGGACAAAACCAUCGUACAAACUAAUUAUUACACCACAGGAACUGGGAACAGAGAGGAGAUUCAUGAUCUGGGUUUUGAUUGUUCUGAUGGGUUUCACGAGUACGUGAUCAAGUGGGGUCCGGAUUUAAUCGAGUGGUUGAUUGAUGGGAAGGUAGUGAGAAGAGCAGAGAGAAAAGAAGGUGAAGGGUUCCCAAACAAAGCAAUGUUUUUGUAUGCUUCAGUUUGGGAUGCUAGCUACAUUGAUGAGGGAAGGUGGACUGGACCGUAUGUGGGAUGUGAUGCACCCUAUGUUUGUCUCUACAAAGACAUACAUGUGCCUGUUGGAUCUGCUGUCAACUGUUCUUGUGAUUCUUGAUUUGAUAUUGACUUGCAGUUUUGCUCUCGACUGGGUUUACCUGAGUGCUAUCAUUUUCCAAGGGACAGGAGCGCGUUUUAAACCAUUAGUUCAGGCCACCCACCCUGGAUUUUGUGGUUCUGGUUUGUAGAGGAGCUUGUAAUCGAGAGAGAAGCGUCAACUCAAGGAAAAGUCCAACAUGACUUGGAUUAAAUCAUCAAGAAUUGUAAAUCAAGCACUAAAAUGUUGGUGAUACAGACGGUCAAUUUACGUCUGGUGAUACAGAAGGUCAAUUUACGUCAAGAAAGGACUUUGGAGGUCAAACGCUAUAAUCAAAAUCUUAAAGAGAGAUAUUUUGUGGAAAUAGAUACGGAAUAUUUCCAGGCAAUUUGUUGCUCAAACCAGGGCUUGACUAGGAGAACACUAUACCAAAUUAAGAAAGUAAGCAUGCCCUCAUUGGAAUAAUUCUCUCUUACCAAAAUUUCAGAAAUUGUAAGCAUCA
Messenger RNA from Pistacia vera, 1189 nucleotides. Its product is annotated as xyloglucan endotransglucosylase/hydrolase protein 9-like. The coding region runs from base 70 to 708 and encodes 212 amino acids. Gene Ontology annotation, molecular function: hydrolase activity, hydrolyzing O-glycosyl compounds. The transcript has 3 exons. Gene Ontology annotation, biological process: carbohydrate metabolic process. The record is from RefSeq and is a predicted model, not a curated record. Lineage: Eukaryota; Viridiplantae; Streptophyta; Magnoliopsida; Sapindales; Anacardiaceae.